AUGGGAGGCGCCAUAAAGAAAGACAAAAAUCAAGUGAACGAAUUUAUAAACAAGAUAGGCAAUCUUACGGCAAGUGGAGGAGGGGAUUGCCCAGAAUAUGCAUUGGAAGGUAUGUUCGAAGCAAUCAAUCAAGAUCCCGUAGAAGGAUCUCCGUUGUUUGUUUUCACCGACGCCUCGCCAAAAGAUGGCACAGUAAAAAAGAUGGAGCAGCUCCUUGUUCUUGCUCAAUUCUGUGGAGUAACCAUCAACUUUUUCACGGAAGAAUCUUGCGAUAAUCCACCUAGCAGUACAUUUGAAGUUUACAGACAGUUACAGGUCAAGACCGGAGGAAAGUAUUGGCGGAUUCCACACACUGAAUUGAAAAGUUUGGCAAACUUUACGGACACAUAAUUAGGUAGGGGCUCGUUGGUUUUAAAUGCAUACAAAUGAACGAUGAGGUACAAUAGACCUUUCCCCUUAUAACCAAAAUUUUGAUCUAGGCAAGUCUAGACAAAAAUUUCAUCACAGCUUGAAAGAGCAUCACAAAAUUAGUAAUAUUCCAAAGUUUCCAUAAUAUAGCCUUGCAAAGUUUGCAAUUUUCAGUCAUUUUGCAUUACAAACGGGAAAUUGCAGCCCCAACACCCGAAUCGGAUGUCAAUUUCCCGUUUGUAAUACAAAAUGACUGAAAAACGGCAAACUUCGCAAGGCUAUAUUAUCCGUAUUUUACAAGAUUUUGCAACAAAACUUUGGAAUAUUACUAAUUUUGUGAUGCUCUUUCAAACUGUGAUGAAAUUGUUGUCUAGAUCGAAAUUUUAGUUAUAAGGGGAAAGGCCAUUGCCGUCAUGCAUUAUACAUUCAUUUCAGUUUCCCGUGCACCAACGCGUGCUUAUUGCAUGGUCUUCCACCCAAAAAUGCAGUAUUCAUAGCGUUCUUUAUAAAAUCCGUAUAAUUUUAAGCACAAAAAUAUACCCUAAACCGAGAAAUCCAGGUAAUUCUAGACCUUCUUAGGGUAAAACCGUCAUUUUACCGAUGCAAAUGAAGGUAUGCGAUUGAUUUAUUCUAUUGUUCCACUUUUCAAUUAUAUUGUUCUAUGUAAGCAUAGUCUAUCAAAAGGAAUAUGGCUGUGAAACUCACUAGAACAACAAUAUAAGUUAUUCUCUAUGUUGGUCAACGUUUAUUCAUAAAUCUGGUCCUUCACCGUCACGUGCGUGUUGUAUUUUUGCCCAAAUAACCAACAGCAAUGUUUUAGGAAAGUUAUCUAUCCGUGACUCGAACAAUAGGGUAAAUUGGAAAUUGCUAUUGGUGGAUUUGGCAAAAAUACAAUAAGCACGUGACGGUGAAGGACCAGAUUUAUGAAUAAACGUUGACUAACAUAAAUAAUGAAUUUUAGUAUUUUUGCACAAGUGAAUAUAACAAAUCCUACAAGUUGAUUGGUCAAAUUUAAUGUAUUAAGCUGUUAUAUUCACCUACAGGUGAAUAUAACAAAAACGAAAAUUUUCAAAAUGGUGGCUAGCCGUUCCGUGGAAGUUAUUGAUAAAAAAUAAGCGAAAUUAAAAUUAGAAAAACACAAAAGACUUGUGUAAAGAUACUAAAACAAUUAUUCGCCUCAGGCUCGGUGAUUAUUCACCUCGACUUCGUCUCGGCGAAUAUUCUCCGAUAAUCACAUCGCCUUCGGCGAAUAAUUGUUAAAUAUUGUUAUUCUAAUGAGUUUCACAACCAUCUUCCCUUCGAUAGGCUAUGAUGUAAGUUAUUCUAAUAUAUGGAGAAAUCCUAUAUUUUACCCUAUAGAGAGGCCUAUCUUAGUUGGGCAAUGAAAAAUGUAAACGUUAAUACUGAUCCUGUGUCAGCUGAGUAUAAUCUAUCAUACUUGACUCAAAUAUGAUGACAAAAGUUUUAAUUUGAAAAAAAUGUUUUCACGGUGGAAGACCACCUUAAGAAAAAAUGUUAAUGAGGUGGACGAGAGUUUAAUCAGAUGAGCUUGAAAUGUCAAUUUGGAUGCUGGAAAAAAUAAAACAACUGUUCAAUGCAAUGGGUAGAGUGACGGUCGAGACAAUAAAUGUUUCGUUGUUCUCUGCAGUGCCAGCAUUAAUAUGAAAAGGUUUUUUAUAUCGUGUGGAUGAUUCUGAAAUUAGUUGAAUAGGAUGUCAAAAAUGGAUGCCAUUAGUUUAAUGGGAUGCCAUUCCUACCACGAAGCAUUAGUGAUGGCGGGGUAUGAAAGAUUUAGAUAAUAGAUGAAACACAAUCUGUUUAAAAAUCUUGAGCAAAAUGAUUAAGCAUGGCUCUCUAAAGGAACACGUGUCGCAAUCCAGAGCAACUGCUCUGACACCAACACAACACCAGGAAUUCAAAUGACUUCUCAUUAUACAAGUGUGGAACAGAACGCUUCAAAACUAGCUUCUUCAUCCCUCAGGGUAAUUUUUUGUGGAAUACCCCUCGUUUCAGGUCUAUAACUGAUAAAUAUACAAUGCAAUUAUUUUUCUUUUUAACUUUCUUAACUUUGUAAACACUUUGUAAUUCAAAUCUUAUUUGCAAAAAAAUGUAGCUAAACCAUUAGUAAUAAUAAUAAUAAUGAAUAAAAAUUUCGCCCUUCUCCGGAUUUAGGUAAUCUGGCGACGGUAGGAUCUGGUGGUACAGUUUCGAAGAGAAGAAAGAGGCGCAGUACCGUGGACGAAAUUUUAAUUCCGCUCGACGAUACCAUUUCCCAGUUAAUUGUUUCUGCAACAACCGAGAACAAUGCAAAUGGCAUCAGCUUACAUGCUCCUUCAGGAGUGGCAUGGACCGAGGGAAUGAAUCGUCUUUCCAAUGUUGCUAUUUAUAUUGUUGACUCGCCUACGGAUGGUAACUGGAAGAUUCAGAUCCCUGUAGACGCGGGGGAAUACGAAUACUCAGUCAAAGUUUCGAGCACUGAGAAUAUUAACUUUGAGCAUUGUUACAGGAAGAAGGUGUACAGGAAAAUAUUCGAAUUAAUACAUCCUAUAGCUGGUAAGUGACCGUUCUUUUUAUAGUGCCUAUAUCACUUGUGGAACUUUUAUGGAUUUCAAAAGAAAUUGAAUAGUUCGUCAAUAAGUUCUAGAGCUUUUUUUUUAUUUAAUGCAAUAGUUUUGAGGAUAUAGGCCUUUAAACAACGGACUGUUCCUGAGUCCCAGCCACCUGGGGUCUAAACACGGCUAUUGAAUUUGGCCUUUUUCGAAACUGUCCAUUGUGUAUAGGAGCCUGGGACUCAGGAAUUGUAGGUAGUUUAGAGGCUUGUAUCUUCGAAAUUAUUGCACCGAAUAAAAAAAAGCUUUUGAACUUAUUAACUAACUUUUUACGCUCUUUUCAAAUCCAUAAAUGUCCCACAAGUGAUGUAGGCACUUUUGUAAGAUUUAUUUCGGUUUAUAGCGACUAUAUAUAUUUUUUUAUAUUUACAAAAGGUGAACCAGCUCAAGUCGAUCUUACAAUAUUUGGAGCGAAGCAAGUUCAGAAGGAUUCAGUCCUUGUGGACAUCGUCGAUAUCAAUGGCAAAGUCCUUAUCCCUGAUAUAAAACCGACACGAAAUGACGAAAAUGGCUUACGCUAUAGUUUCACAUUCAAUCCACCAAGUGAGCAAUUUAAAAUAUUGAUUAAAGGAAGAACAAGAAAGAACAAGGUAUUCCAGCGAGUGUCACAGCGGGCCAGUCAGGUGAAACCAUUGGUUCUUAAACAACUUUAUAAUUCGGGAAGAGAUUCUAUCAGACAAGGUGGUAGCACGUUUAUCAUGUUGUGUUUGAUCAACGGCAUGAACACAGAUCAAGUGUUUAGGACUUCAUUCAGGGAUACUCUUGGGUACAAGGUAAAUAAUAUAUUAUUAAUUCAUAUUAUUAGUUAUAGAUGUAAACUUGUGUAUUUUAAUUAACAUAUUGUGCUGUUUGUUGCACUCUUUCCUUUGUGACCUCGUGUCUAUGUGUUUCCUCGUGUUACAUGUAUAAAUGCCCGGUCAAUAGGAUAAAGGUUAGGCUAGUUAUUGAUCAAGAUAAAGUAACACGCAGUAUUCGUUGCACUAAACGUGUUAUAACCCUAUCGCAUUGCCACGAACACAUCGAAGGGAGGCCAAUGGCGUUGGAUUGCAAUAAACAGUAAAAUCUAUAUAUUGGGACACAAAUCCUGUUCCUUUCCCCCAGUCACACCUAUGUCGUUUUUCUGUUUGUGGGAUUAUAAUACUCUAUAUUGUGACAAAUCAUUAAAAUGUGAGAAAAAAUACGAGCGACAUUCUAUAUAAAUGAAGUGUUAAAUGAAAUUUGGUCAAUUUUGGGCAUCGCUCAAUGGAACAGAAUGGUAAAAGGCCUAUAGUAACGGCUGCAGGUCCAACACAAAAGUGCGACUAACCACUGAUAUAAUUUUUUGUAUGUGUAAUAAGAAGAAAUGUAAUGUAUCUUUAUAGUAAAAAUCUUGAUCAACUUUUUCACUGUCAAAGUUUCCGGAUAUGAUGUCAUUAGGUGAAUUUUGGUACAAAAAACAAAGGAAAACUAAUUUGCAAUUCACCUAAAGGACAUCAUAUCCGGAAACUUUGACAGUGAAAAAGUUGAUCAAGAUGGGAUUUUUUAUUAUAAAGAUAUAUUACAUUUCUUCUUCGAAUGACCCAAAUAUUACGCAUACCAAAAAUUAUAUUUGUCGCACUUUAAAAGCACAGUUCAGCCUUUUGAAUGAUGGUUAUUAAGGCGCAUUUCAGCCCUUUUAGUUGAAAGAACUAACUGUGAAAAUCAAUUAAGCAUAAUUCAAGAUCAGCAAACUUAAUGUUUUCAACAUUUUAAAACAUUCUUAUUGUUAAAAACUCGGCGUUCACUGAUAUUGAAUUAUGUAUAAUUGAUUUUCCUAGUUAGUUUCUCAAUUAAAAGGGCUGAAAUGCGCCUUAGAAACCAUCAUUCAAAAGGCUGAACUAUGUGCCUUUAAAUGAAAUGUGGUUAACAUGUCACUAGGUGUCUCUUCUUGGGCGAAAACGAACAACACUGAGGGCAAAAAGCAAGACGUUCUUGCGCGUUGCUGUUCGAUAUGGUGGAGGAAAACGGGGCAAAGUUGGCAAAAAUGAAAAUAUCAUUAUAUUGGUGCAAGGUAGUCGUGGUGCAAGCACAACUGAAGUUAUUCAAUUGAUGGUGAAGAAAUGA
Molecule: messenger RNA, 5099 nt
Organism: Paramuricea clavata
Lineage: Eukaryota; Metazoa; Cnidaria; Anthozoa; Malacalcyonacea; Plexauridae
Source: the annotation of a GenBank genome assembly